This is a messenger RNA of Eutrema salsugineum, 1505 nucleotides long. Its product is annotated as proline transporter 3. The transcript is spliced from 7 exons. The record is from RefSeq and is a predicted model, not a curated record. NCBI's taxonomy places the organism in Eukaryota, Viridiplantae, Streptophyta, Magnoliopsida, Brassicales, Brassicaceae. The coding region runs from base 64 to 1377 and encodes 437 amino acids. Gene Ontology annotation, cellular component: plasma membrane.
AAGAGGGAGAGAAGAAAGGAAAAGAGCUCAAUACAGCUGCAGAGACUACAAGUGCAAGAAACCAUGAAUGACACAAGAGACAAGAAUCGCAUAAGCAGAGAAGAUUUUGAUAUCGAAGUCCCUGACACUGCUCAUCAGAUUAGCAGCGAUUCAUGGUUUCAAGUGGCGUUUGUCCUGACGACUGGUAUAAACAACGCGUAUGUGUUGGGAUAUUCGGGAACGAUCAUGGUUCCUUUAGGUUGGAUUGGUGGUGUGGUUGGUCUUACUCUUGCUACUGCAAUCUCUCUCUAUGCAAACAUUCUCGUAGCUAAGCUUCAUGAGUUUGGUGGCAAAAGACACAUUCGCUAUAGAGACCUCGCUGGAUUCAUUUAUGGUAGAAAGGCUUAUUGUCUUACAUGGGGAUUGCAAUAUGUCAAUCUUUUCAUGAUUAACUGUGGAUUUAUCAUCCUAGCUGGUUCUGCUUUAAAGGCUGUUUAUGUGCUUUUUAGGGAUGAUCAUGCCAUGAAACUACCUGAUUUUAUUGCCAUCGCUGGUCUGUUUUGUGCGGUUUUUGCGAUUGGGAUUCCUCACUUAUCGGCUCUUGGGAUAUGGCUUGUAGUUUCGACCAUCCUCAGUCUCAUUUUCAUUGUUGUGGCAAUUGUGCUAUCGAUUAAAGAUGGAGUGAAAACACAUUCUAGAGAUUACGAGAUACAAGGAUCAUCAUUAAGUAAACUCUUUACCAUCACAGCUGCGGCUGCAAAUCUUUUUUUCGUAUUCAACACUGGGAUGCUUCCAGAAAUUCAGGCGACAGUGAGAGAACCAGUUGUGAAAAACAUGAUGAAGGCAUUAUACUUUCAGUUCACAGCCGGAGUUUUACCAAUGUUCGUUGUUACAUUCAUCGGAUAUUGGGCUUACGGAUCCUCAACCUCCACCUAUCUGCUAAACAACGUUAAUGGCCCAAUAUGGCUCAAAGCCCUCGCUAACAUCUCCGCUUUCCUUCAGUCCGUUAUUUGUUUGCACAUUUUUGCGAGUCCAGUAUAUGAGUAUAUGGACACAAAGUUUGGGAUCAAAGGAAACACGUUGGCAUUAAAGAACUUGUUGUUUAGGAUCAUGGCGAGAGGCGGGUACAUCGCGAUUAGUACGCUUCUCUCGGCGUUGUUGCCGUUCCUCGGGGACUUCAUGAGCUUUACUGGUGCAGUAAGCACAAUCCCUCUCACAUUCAUUCUAGCCAACCACAUGUACUAUAAGGCCAAGAACAAUAAGCUCAAUUCUAUGCAAAAGCUAUGGCAUUGGCUUAACGUUGUUUUCUUCAGUUUGAUGGCUGUUGCUGCCGCUAUUGCAGCUCUCAGGCUUAUAACCGUUGACUCCAAGAACUUCCACGUUUUUGCAGAUUUGUAAUUCAUAUAUAGUCACUGACUCCUUGUAUAUUUAUUCUUAAGCUUGUAAUCCCUUUUUUUUGUUUGACCAUUAUGGGUUAAAUAAAAUAUUUUCAAACUACUUUGAUGAUAUCAGUUUCAAAGUUUCAA